CACUCAUUCACUCCACUGCUCCCUCCAUAAUUUCAAAGAAGAAAUGGCAUCUUCAUCUUUCACUUCUCUUCUUAUAGUACUUUCCAUUAGUAGCUGCUGCAUAUUCUACUCAACCUCUGCAGCUAGGGACCUUGCACCCAAAACCAACACCGAGUUCAUGAAAACAUCUUGUAGUGCAACAACCUACCCAAAACUAUGUCUUACUUCCCUUGCAAGCCAAGCAACUGCAAUCCAAACAAGUCCGAAGCUCAUGGCGAGUGCAGCCCUUAGCGUGACACUUUCAUCCGCUAAAUCAACCUCUAACUUGAUGUUGAGUCUCUCUCACGGCCACGGCAUGAAGCCUAGAGAAGUGGCGGCGAUGAGGGACUGCGUCGAAGUUUUGGGUGAUUCGGUGGACGAGCUUCAGAGGUCUAUUUCCGAGAUGGGUAACUUCAAGAGCUCGGAUUAUGAGAUGAUGAUAAGUGAUGUACAAACUUGGGUUAGUGCGGCCUUGACGGAUGAGAGCACCUGCGCUGAUGGGUUUGCUGGAAAUGGUUUGAAUGGGAAUUUGAAGACUGUUGUGAGGGGAAAGAUUGUGACAAUUGCACAAUUGACUAGCAAUGCCUUGGCCUUAAUCAACAGAUAUGCCUCAGUUCAUGGUUAAAAUUGACGAGUUAUCCUACAUAAAUGAUUAAGAUUAAACGAGCUCUGUAUAUUAAUUAGUAAGAUAGUAUGUAAGAGGUGUUUGAUAAAGUUGUCUGUAAGUUCUCAAUUCUUGCUUUUAAGACGGUAUUGUAAUUGUUUAUAUGUGAAUGAUUAAUGUGUGAAUUUUUACAUGCAUGUUUGCUCAACAAGUAACUAGUGACUAGGGAGUGAACGUAGAUAUCAUGAACCCUGGUAACUUUGAAUAGAUGGUGAUAGGGUGCUAAUCCUUGUCUAAAAUUGGGGGUAUGAUAUUGGUCCAAGGUUUCUCUUCGUUGUCUGAUUUUCUAGAGAAAAGCACAUACAUUUUGUCUAUAUAUCAAGGUAAAGUCCAGUGUACGUAUCUCGAAGUAGUCCAAGCUAAACAAGUCGCCAAGUCGACCGGGGUCAUCAACUUGGCUAAUGGCGGCUGUGGUAUUGGUAUGUCACACUAUCUGCACUCAUAUA
Molecule: messenger RNA, 1128 nt
Organism: Fragaria vesca subsp. vesca
Lineage: Eukaryota; Viridiplantae; Streptophyta; Magnoliopsida; Rosales; Rosaceae
Product: 21 kDa protein-like
Exons: 1
Coding region: 44-643 (199 amino acids)
Biological process (GO): negative regulation of catalytic activity
Molecular function (GO): enzyme inhibitor activity
Source: RefSeq, a predicted model, not a curated record